UAGGACUGGACUAGUAGUACUGAGAUAUACAUAAUCUUAAUUCAUGAAAAACGACAUAAUAAAAUAAGAAGAUUCAUUUGAAUCUCCUUUGAAUUUCUUCCAAUUUUAGCAGACAAUCUUUUGAUUUGCUCAACGAAAGAAACAAAAAAAAAACAUGAGCCUUAUGCCAGGUAAAUUAUAAUUAUGGUACUAUAUAAAUUGUUAAGCGUAGGCGUUCCUAUCAAUGACUGAUUAUUUGCUGAGGAGUACAUUUUUGUUAAUUGAUGGCUGAGCGAUGCAUUACCCGCUAUCAAUGUUACAUGUGUACUUCUGACUAUCAGAGAAUCUUUAUUUUAUUUGUACAGUAAUCAAAUAAAAAAAUUACUAUAUUAGAAAUACAUCAGGAACAAACGUAUUGUACUCCCCAACGGCUUUACAACAGUAGAUAUAUUUAUUGAUAAGAUAUGAACAUGAUGUAUUCAUGUCUUUUGUGCCUACAACAUAAUUAAAAAUAGCUUUAUUUAAUACGUUUGAUCACAAUCUAUGCUGUAAAGUAAAGGUACUUCUUUAAAGAAGCGAUUUCUUGUUGGCUGCUGUCCAAUUUCAAUAUUCGUUUAACUUCGGUUAAUUUGCCUUAGGAUUUUCUGUUAUUCCUUUGAAACAUUUCUAUAAAACAAAAUGGAUAUAUUCUAUUAUCUAUAUAUAAUUUAUUUUUCUGCCCUUCAUUUUUCAAACGCCGCUACGGAUGGACAUACAUGUUCCAAAUUCCCUUACGAGGAACAGCUUUUAGAGAAAAUGAUUAGAGUGGAAGCCAAAGUUGAAAAAUGGGACACAGAAUUAAGUAAAUUCGAAGAAAGUGUUCUUUCUGUCUUAGAACAUCGAAAAGAAGAAAUGCAAAGACAACUGAAGAGAUUCUCCCAAGAAUAUAACAAACUUAAGCAGGAUAUAUCAACAUCAGAAAGACCGGAUACUCCGAUAAUUGCCUUUAAUGCCUACACAACUGAAGGCGGAGAUUACAUCAAGGACAAGGUGAUCGUAUUUCCUCACGUGCUAUUAAAUGAAGGGAGUGGGUACAACCCGGACACCGGAUAUUUCACAGUACCGGCUACCGGCGCCGGACUAUACCACUUUACUACGCAUGUCUGCCAAUUUGGAGGACAGUUUAUGGCGUUCUCUAUUAUCCAAGGGGAUCAAAUAAUUGCGCUAAGCACUGUGUAUGAAGACAGAGACAACAGCUGUAACUCAGCAAGUGCUCCAGCCAAACUAGAGAUCGGCGAACGUGUUAAUGUUCAGUCUACUUAUAAUGCUAGUCGGUUGUUUUCAAAUACACACAGAUGGCCUUCUUUCAUGGGAUAUUUCAUUCAUUUAUUCAUCAUUAUACCAGAUUUAUAUAACGCCCUUUUCAUGACCAAUUUCACGUUCAAAGGCGCUUUACAUAGUUCAAUGCAGCCACACAGGGCACAUAAUUCAUCCUCUACUAGUACAGACACAGAGUGAUCUGACCAGAGGGACAGGGUGAGACAAAGCCCCCACGAUAGAGAGAUCAGAAAUCAGAUACAGGCUGGUCCGGCUAACUUAGCCUAGCUCGUUGCGAAUAGACAGCCUGGUUCUUUAACGUGCCCAGUGUAUAGCACUGAUACACGCAAGGAUUGCCUGGAUUCCUGACCAGUACACCACUGGGAAACACUGAAAAGCGUUUCUGAAAAUUCCCAAGUAGCUGCCGGGGAUCGAACCCCAGACCUCAGGAUUGGAAGGCCAGUGUGCAAACCACUGAGCUAUCCGUCCACCAUAUUUAGUACAUAGCUAUCGUUGAUUUAGAAUAUUCAUUCACAAAGUGCUGUGUGAAUACAAAUAUCGACAGUGGCAAUAUUUUGACUGCUUUUCGCAAAACACUUAAAUACUUUUAUCGUCAUACGAAAUUACUCCUAAGCAAGAUUCGCGAGCUUAUGUAGAAAAGUCAUGUACGUCAGGCUGUGUCAUGAUAAAUAUCGAUAGUGGCAAUAUUUUGAUUCAUUUUCACAAAACACCUAAACACUAUUUUCAACAAAUAAAACUACUCCUAUCUGUAGUGAAGCAAAAUCUAUUGUCUAUUGCCUGUAAAACCUACCGCAUGAUUUCCUUAUAGAUACUGUUAAUUAAAUAUCAAAGAUUUGUGUGGGUUUAGAAAUUAUGAAGUCUCCACUUACAGUCAGUGUUGUAUUUUAUUCAGGCUUGUUAUUAAAUGACCUUAUGCAUUUCAUGUAUAUCAGUGCUAUUUGUGUGCAGAUUUUAUUCUUUAAAUAAGCAAUUUGCUUUCUGUAUUAUUUAAUGACAAUAAUUACAACAGUAUCAAUCAAAAUGAUCU
Molecule: messenger RNA, 2323 nt
Organism: Mercenaria mercenaria
Lineage: Eukaryota; Metazoa; Mollusca; Bivalvia; Venerida; Veneridae
Exons: 2
Coding region: 658-1476 (272 amino acids)
Molecular function (GO): protein binding
Source: RefSeq, a predicted model, not a curated record